This is a messenger RNA of Xenopus laevis (African clawed frog), 2571 nucleotides long. It is a transcript of the gene dpagt1.L, whose product is annotated as dolichyl-phosphate (UDP-N-acetylglucosamine) N-acetylglucosaminephosphotransferase 1 (GlcNAc-1-P transferase) L homeolog. The transcript has 9 exons. The record is from RefSeq and is a predicted model, not a curated record. Gene Ontology annotation, biological process: dolichol-linked oligosaccharide biosynthetic process. Gene Ontology annotation, cellular component: membrane; endoplasmic reticulum membrane. Gene Ontology annotation, molecular function: phosphotransferase activity, for other substituted phosphate groups; UDP-N-acetylglucosamine-dolichyl-phosphate N-acetylglucosaminephosphotransferase activity. The coding region runs from base 101 to 1312 and encodes 403 amino acids. NCBI's taxonomy places the organism in Eukaryota, Metazoa, Chordata, Amphibia, Anura, Pipidae.
CCACCAAUCAGCACUAGGAACACGUGGAGUAAUUGUAAUACCGCUGUGCUGGAAUCAAUGAGGUACAACAGGAAGUAGGAAGCGUAAACUAUUGGCAAACAUGCCGGCGGUGCCGCUGCUUAUUAAUCUGGCCGGUUCCGUGAUGGGUGGCUUGGCUACAGCCACCCUUAUUCCGGCUUUUAAAGAGCACUUCAUCGCAGCCCGUUUAUGCGGCACCGACAUGAACAAGACAACCAAGGAGCCGGUUCCGGAGUCCCAAGGUGUUAUCAGUGGGGCCGUAUUCCUUCUCAUACUCUUCUGCUUCAUUCCUGUACCCUUCCUCAGCUGUCUUGUGGAAGAGCAAUGCAAAGAGUUUCCACAUCAUGAGUUUGUAGCACUUAUUGGCUCCCUACUUGCCAUCUGCUGUAUGAUAUUUCUGGGUUUUGCUGAUGAUGUUCUAAACCUUCGAUGGCGCCACAAAUUGCUGCUCCCCACUGCAGCCUCGCUGCCACUUCUUAUGGUCUACUUUACAACAUUUGGAAACACCACGAUUGUAGUACCUAAACCAUUUAGGCCACUUCUGGGACUCCAUGUUGAUUUAGGUAUCCUGUACUACGUAUACAUGGGUAUGCUGGCUGUGUUUUGUACAAAUGCCAUCAACAUCCUGGCAGGAAUCAAUGGGCUGGAGGCCGGUCAGUCUCUGGUCAUAGCUGGCUCUAUCAUCCUAUUCAAUAUUGCUGAGCUCAAUGGAGAUUGCCACGAUGAUCACCUCUUCUCCCUUUACUUCCUUAUUCCAUUUUUCUUCACCACAUUAGGCCUACUAUAUCAUAACUGGUAUCCAUCACGUGUGUUUGUUGGUGACACAUUCUGUUACUUUGCUGGAAUGACAUUCGCUGUGGUUGGAAUCAUAGGACACUUCAGCAAAACCAUGUUGCUGUUUUUCAUCCCACAGGUGUUAAACUUCCUUUAUUCUCUUCCACAACUUCUGCAUAUCAUCCCUUGCCCACGCCAUCGUCUGCCAAGAUUGGAUCCAACCACUGGUAAACUGGGUAUGAGUUAUUCCAAGUUCAAGAGCAAAGAACUGUCCAAGCUGGGAGAUGUUAUAAUAAAGGUUGGAGAGGUAUUAUAUGUACUGGAUGUCAAGCGGGCACAGGGAGAGGAUGGAGAGUAUAUGGAAGUAAACAACAUGACACUUAUAAACUUUGUGCUGAAACUGAUUGGACCAACGCACGAAAGGAACCUGACUCUGCUGAUGCUUUUAAUCCAGGUUCUUGGUAGUUGUGCUGCCUUCCUUGUUCGCUAUCAGUUGGUUCGUCUUUUCUACGAUGUGUGACACAAUGGUCAGCUUUUGUGGAUUUAAGUUACACAUGGAGCCAUACUGCCUGCUGUUCAGUGAAUUAAUCAUCGCUGGUAACAUUACUAGAGGAUGGAAGCCCUGACUGUUCCUGUACUGCUAUAAGAAAGAAAAGGCCAUUAUUUAUACCAAUGGUCCUCUAUAUCACUUAUGUGUGCCCCAGUUCACAUCUUCCUGCCACUGAGCAGUGAUUACGAAGGAGCCUUUACUGCUAAAGUAAAUCAAGUGUAACGAAAUCAUGAUGCUCAUUAACAUUGUUGAACUUAUUUUAUUUCAGACUGUAUGUAUUUAAUUUUAAGCUUUUUGUCUUGGAUAUUCUGAAUGAUUCUUUUUUUGAGGUGGUGCUUGGACAAUCUGCAUGCAAACUGUUCAAGAAGCAGUCACACUGCUGUCUUAUAAGUUUCUAUGACUUAACAGAAAAAAAAAAAGGCAGGACUGAGUUUUUUUUUUAUUGUGUCUGUUAUUAAUUUAUGUCAGGGGAUAACCUCCGAGGCCCAGGUAAUAUAUAGCAUCACUAAUUGGGAUGCACCAAAUCCACUGUGUUUGAAUUCGGCAAAUCCAGCAAGGAAGGUAUUAAACAGAACCACGCAAAAAGAACUGCACAAAUCUUCUCAAUUGUGUGACGAACAGUCACGUGAUUUUUCGAUUCGGCCAGAAACUUGGAUUUGGCCAAAUCCUGCUGAAAAAGUUCCAAACUCAAUCCUAGAUUUGGCUCAUCUCUAAUCACUAAAAGCAAAAAGGGAUUCAGUAACUACCAAAUGCUAUGACUUUAUUAUCCAAAGCCACAUUAUUUGCUGCAUACAAAAGGGAUAAUCUACUGGAGUUUAUUUGUGAAGUUUUAAAUGGGGUAGUUCACCUUUACAAAAUGUACUGGAGUGCACAAAAAAUCAUGGCUUUAUAUAAAGAGAUACAUCUAUCAUAACAUUGUAAUUUCCGUUCAUGCUAUUUGGCAAUGCUUUUACAUUACCUAUCUGAUCCCCCAUGUUCUGCUGUGAGGGGCUGCCAUAUUUGUCAGUUAGUAUUAGACUAACUGACCGGUUUCAAACAUGAUAAAUGAAGUAAAGGUAACUUUUAAUGUACAUUAGAAUUUUGAAAAAUAGUUUUUAGUGUCAGUAUCACUUUAAAGUUCAUUUAAUAUUGGUGCAUAAGAACCAAUGUUUUGGCCCCACUUGUGAGCCUUCAUCAGUGUCGGUCUGUGGAAUUGGGGGCCCACCAGGGGGUCCAAUCCAGCUCCAGUG